Pongo pygmaeus (Bornean orangutan) is the source of this 855-nucleotide messenger RNA. RefSeq names its product glycoprotein-N-acetylgalactosamine 3-beta-galactosyltransferase 1-like. The record is from RefSeq and is a predicted model, not a curated record. The transcript has 2 exons. The coding region runs from base 1 to 780 and encodes 259 amino acids. Gene Ontology annotation, molecular function: N-acetylgalactosaminide beta-1,3-galactosyltransferase activity. Gene Ontology annotation, cellular component: membrane. Lineage: Eukaryota; Metazoa; Chordata; Mammalia; Primates; Hominidae.
AUGGAGAAAUUCCUCACUGGGACCCAGCGUUGUAACAAAGUGUUGUUUAUGAGUUCAGAAGAAAAUAAAGACUUCCCUGCUGUGGGAUUGAAAACCAAAGAAGGCAGAGAUCAACUAUACUGGAAAACAAUUAAAGCUUUUCAGUAUGUUCAUGAACAUUAUUUAGAAGAUGCUGAUUGGUUUUUGAAAGCAGAUGAUGACACAUAUGUCAUACUAGACAAUUUGAGGUGGCUUCUUUCAAAAUAUGACCCUGAAGAACCCAUUUACUUUGGGAGAAGAUUUAAGCCUUAUGUAAAGCAGGGCUACAUGAGCGGAGGAGCAGGAUAUGUACUAAGCAAAGAAGCCUUGAAAAGAUUUGUUGAUGCAUUUAAAACAGACAAGUGUACACAUAGUUCCUCCAUUGAAGACUUAGCACUGGGGAGAUGCAUGGAAAUUAUGAAUGUAGAAGCAGGAGAUUCCAGAGAUACCAUUGGAAAAGAAACUUUUCAUCCCUUUGUGCCAGAACACCAUUUAAUUAAAGGUUAUCUACCUAGAACAUUUUGGUACUGGAAUUACAACUAUUAUCCUCCUGUAGAGGGUCCUGGUUGCUGUUCUGAUCUUGCAGUUUCUUUUCACUAUGUUGAUUCUACAACUAUGUAUGAGUUAGAAUACCUCGUUUAUCAUCUACGUCCAUAUGGUUAUUUAUACAGAUAUCAACCUACCUUACCUGAACAUAUACUAAAGGAAAUUAGUCAAGCAAACAAAAAUGAAGAUACAAAAGUGAAGUUAGGAAAUCCUUGAAAGAAAAUCAUGAAUGAACAAAGGUAAAAUGUCUAGCAUUGCACUGAAAAAGGACUUCUGCAUUUCUGACAUAGA